CACACACACACACACACAAAAAACAAGUACGUACCCAUCCCAGUGGUUGAUCUUCAUGGCUAUCAAAUGAUCUAUCAUGGCCUUGGUGUACUCUGGGAAACUCGCUACAUAGACACUUUGAAAACAGAAAAAAAGACAACUUUAGCUGCUGAUGUCUACAGAAAAUGAAAAGCAGCUUCAGACAUCUCACUGUAAAUCCCCCUCUCAUCCUUUACUACAUCUGCAUUAUGCUUUCUUUGUUGUGUGCAGUUCUACAGUCAGUCAUACCCUGAGGCUAGCAUCUUUCUCCAUUUGUUCUGCUUGAAUAUUUGCUCCGCUGGUGGCGACACACUUCUGCUAAAGGUGACAAUUCCUGAAAGGGUUUUGGAGCCGAUGUUGAUUUUGUUGCGAUCAAAAAGGGUGGCCGAAGUUCAUCAUUGUAUUUGAAACAACAUAUUCUUCACGAGCAGUAAACUGCACAGAUAUAGCGACAUUAGUAAUGGCUUUCGACAACAGAUUUUAGCCACAUUAACUUAGUUAAACUAAACUUUGCUAUAUUUAGUUGCAUUCAUUAAAAAGUUGCACAUUUCUGGGUACUUCACUAACCAGAAAUGAUGUCUACACACAACUCUCCUUUGACCCCAGUGUAUUUCUCUCUUUGGCCAACGGGACAGGAAGACGAGAAGAAAAUCUUGUGGCCGCAAGUUCAGCCAUGAAGUUGGACAGGUUUCUUUUUGUCAAUGAGGAAGGAUGGGACUCAACCUGUUCCCACCCAUUUAAUUAUUCAGGCCAAAGUGCAGCUUCCCUUGAUUACCGUGUGACUUGAGAAAAUAUGGCUGCCGAUGUGCAGAAUACACAGUUUCUUACCUGAUGUUCAGAUAGCAGUUGUUGAGAUUCCCUACAGCGAAGUAGUCUGCUGCAGUCAAGAUGUCAAUACCGUGAGGAAACGUCCCCUGUGGACACACAAGCAAGCGACAAACAGCCGAGACGUGUUCAGUGCAUUGUGUAGGAAACGGCCCACGCUGUCAAACACUGAGCGGAUGAAUCUGAGAAGGGGCGUAAGUGAUUUAAUUUUAGAAUUAAAGUAAUCUACGACAUAAAGAGAGAUUUAUGGCUCAAGGACUGUUGGCUAAUCAAAUGUCUGCUGUGCCCUGUAGCGCUCGCUUUGCUUCAAAAGCUUUCACUAGCAAGGCAAGUUUGAGCAAGAGCCGAGUGAUUGGCAGCAAAUAAACAUCAAAUCAUAGUAAUUCAGCUACCCAUAAAUACACAAAGUAGUCACCAACCUGUCUGCCGACAUUCUCCUGGAAGGCAGCCUGGAACAAAAUGAGACGUAAAAGAAAUUAACAUCUGUCAAUGUAACUGAAAAUCUUUAAUUAAGGAUGUUGAUCUGAGGACUUACGGAGGCCGCUCUGCGGCAGUUGACAUUUCUGUCGAACACGGCUGUGAUCACCAAAGAACUGCAGAGAGAAACACAAAGAGUAUGAAUGAUCUGAUAAAAGAAGUGGCCGUAGAAUUGAGUGUUUUCAGUCACAGAAUGCUUAAAAAUUAACGUAUAAAAAAGGUAGACAACGCCUAUGUGCACAUGACAUGCACAUAGGCGUGUUUGUUUUUUUGACAGUUAACCUUUUCAAUAUUUAUUUGUUCUCCUUAUUCUGUAACAUAAACACUUUGGACCAUUUUUAUGCUUUGGUAUCGUCCCUUUUUGCAGCUUUAAUGCAGCGUAGAUACUUUACAUAGAUAUGUUUAACUUCUAUACCUCUGUCCUGUAAGAGUCUCUCAACAUCUCAAUAAUUAGUUACGGGUCAAUGACGCAGAUUGAAAGUGAUGUUUAAAUCUAGAUUACAUCAUCACAGCGAAACUGUGACUGAGGUGCACAUGUUCCUGGAAAGGCAUGUAGUGCAGACGCAAUAUGAUUAACCACGAGUCUGGAGCAAUACUGGAAGUUGUGUCGGAUUAUGUUUUUCACCCCAAUAAUCACUCCUCUGUACGCUGUCUCGACAAGUCUCAGGAGGGUGUGUGAAUGUCAGUUAUUGAAGGAGGGGGUCAAUUUACUUUCACACCACACGCAGUGACAGCCUGAGACCAACUGCUGUUGGCCUUGCUUGCUCUCCUCCCAUGUUCCCUGUUUCCUAACAGCAAGACUCAGGCCUGGAGCUUUACUAACUGCCCCAGCCCUGAGGGCUUGGAAACAAAAAAAAAAACACUCCUGUUUGCAGUCUGGAUAAUGCCCCUACAGGAUAUUAUUGAAUUGUUUCUGUGGCUGAUGCAACCAAUAAGUGAACAGAGAUAUAACUCUGUGUGCGUGUGUGCCUCUAAGUCACUUAGUCACACAUUUACAAAAGUAAGUUUUCUGUUAUUGUCAUCAAGUUGUGUUGAAUAGAGCAGGAACCAGCUUGUCGGAGCGCUGCUGCCAAACGGCGACCGAAACCUACAGCAACAGACGAAACCUGGCAAUCCUGUAGGCUAGGGAAAGGGAGGGUGUUGUCACGUCUGCUGAUGGUAAUGGAGUAGUCGCAGGGGUUCAAACUGACACUGCAGAGCUGGUCUGCACAGUCAGAGGCCACAGGUUCAUACACGCAGGAGGAGGCAAACCGUUACUAUUGACAAAGACCGAGCGUACGUCACUGGGUGAUAUAGCAGCCUGGCUGCCGAAUAGAAGCGCAUGUUUUAAGAUGUUACUCAGUACUGUUCGGGCUGUCCCUACUGCGGAGCAAACUGCAAAUAAAACUGUUUAUUGACCCCUCCCAAAAAAAAUUAGUCCCACUCUGGAGAUAAAUCAUAAGCCCCUUACAGACAUGCACCACUUCUGAUAAUCUGAUGGUGAUUUAAAAAGCGGUCACAUGUCGGAAUAAGCAACAUGGCCACUUUUACGCAAAAGUCUUCGAGGAAAUCUAGUAACGUGAAUGAAUUGAUGAACGUUUUACACGCAGCAUGUGAGCAAACAAGACAAAAACAAGUCCCAACUGCCAUUCAAUGAGAGUUAUUCGAUUCCAGGGAGCAGAAUUGACUCUCUUAUAACGUUAAAGAAUUUAAAUAAUGCAAAUAAGUUCACUUGUGUGUCUCUCUCUGCCAAAUAUCUCGUGAGCAUGCAGCUCUUUGCCUUUUAAACCGGAGGUUGUCAUGAAAAUGAGUGUAAAAGUCGCCUGUGUGUUACUGGCAAAAAGCCAACAAUUACACAGGUACAUGGAGCCAGCAAUGUUACAGAUCACAUGUUUUAAAACAGGGCUACGCAGGUUAGAUCUUUUUUCUUAGAAUGGCAUUGUGUAAUUAACAUCUGCAGCCUACUUCAACAUACACGUAUCAGCUGGUUAUGUGGGGACAUGUAGGACUGAUGUGGCUCAGAGAAACUGGUUUGAGGGAGUGAAUGGCUCAUAAAAAUCUUACUGUUAUUAAAACAGUUCAUCCUGCUUUCAUCUCUUGAUUGUAGCUGCUACUUCUUGUUUAAACAGUAGAGGAACAUAUUUAGAGUCUGUACAUACUGGUGGGAUGGUAUUAUUGGCGGAUAAGUCAACUCGUCACAAAUACAUUAGUCUCGAGGGUCGCAAUUAUGGCAUACUGGUGAUGUCAUGCUGUGUAAAUGUACAGUACAUUCACAGGGAGGAAAUGUGUUGGUAUGAUCAACAAACAGCAGCAGGAGAUCAAUUUAAACAUCAGAACAUUAUCACAAGCCGAUUGAGGUUUACCUGGCAAUCUGAGUGACAAAGGGCUCCAGCUCUUUGGGUUCAUAAGCUCUGGCGAAUGACCAGCACACGUAGCAGGCAGCGUCCCGCACGUUGGAGCCGACGCUGCACGCGCCCCUCUUUUCGUCGUAGGUCAGGGAUUUCACGAUGAGCGGCACAACUGGACAGUAGACAGCAGACAAGGAUGAAGAACAAUAAAUGAAACACAAGAUCAAAGAACGAUAGCCAUGCCAAUGAAAAAAUGUAGCAUGUACUGAGCACAAUAUUGCAUACUGUGGUGAGGCAUCAGACCCGAAACACAGCAGAAACUCUUUGACUACACAGAGUAACAACUAGCUGAAUUAAGGUUGUGUGUGUGUGUGUGUGCUAGAUGUAGUGUUUAUUUUGAGAUUAACAUUUUAAUGUUCCAUACACUAAGCCUCCAAACUGUGGAAAGCAGUUCAGAUUGUAGUAAUGGCAAUUUAAAGCAACUCGUUUGCAGCACUUUAUUAGUUUUCUUCAACACAAUAAACAAGAUCAGCCCUAAUUGAACCUGCAUGUAUGGAUACGUCAUGCCAGUCUUGCCAGCUUGCUCCUGGACUUCACUAGAAACGUGGCGCGCUGGUGGAAAUCAACAGUAUUUACAGUAAUUGGAGGCCUGUGUGGUCAUUUCCUCAAGAGACAGAGAUGGUUAGAGACAGAAGGAGCGAGAGCCCCCACCUGACCCCGUCAUGUAAAUCAUCGCUUGAGGCUUGACUAAUAUCAGGUACAUCAAUGUUGCCUGAGGGCCCUGCUGUUUGGGCUGAAGCCCCACCCACUAGUUAGACGACAUCUCAACAGAGAGAGAGGAACUCCCCACACAACUAACCAAAUACAGCACACACACACACUCUAGUCUGAACUUUUCACAUAUAUUGGAGCGACCGUCCUGACUCGUGCUGGCUGAAGACGCCGGAGCAGCUCUCUGCAGGCGGAACACUGAGGAGAGGACACUGUUGCUACAACCGAAGCAGAAAACAUCCAUUGGAAUCAAGAUGGAAACCCCUCAGGAACGCAAGCCGAAAAGGCCCCACUACAUUCCUCGACCGCCAGGCAAGCCUUACAAGUACCAUUGUUUCCAGUGUCCUUUCACCUGCAAUGAAAAGUCCCAUCUCUUCAACCACAUGAAAUAUAACUUGUGCAAGAACUCCAUCUCCCUGAUGUCGCAGAAAAGUGGGCAAACGGCCCGACAGGUGAAGCCUGUAUUACGGGAAGUCCCCAACAAGUCUAAGGACUGUCCGAGCCCCCCACCAGCAGAGCAGAACAAUAGUUCCAAGAACCACGGUGCUGAGAGCAGAGAUGACACAGAAGACGUAGACGUUGGGUGCGACAGUCCAGUCAAUAAGGACAGCCAGAGUGUGACAAACUCAAAUACUGCAAUAGAGGGAGAGAACAACAAUGAGAACAGGUCUCUGCCGCGCCUGUCUGCCUUCUCCCAUGUCACACCCAAAAGUGAUGGCGCAGAAGCCUUCAAGUCAUCUGUGCAGCAGCCAGAGGACUCACAAGCUCCCGUUCCCACUUUCAACCACCCAGGCUUCCCAUGGGGCACUUCUUCCAUUCCCUUAAAACCAUUCCCUCCUCCCAUGAUUCCCGACUACGCUCCUUAUCUCCUGCCUGAGCGGCCCCUGUAUCAACCAUACUACCUCCCGGCAAACCACCACGCGAAUGAGCCAAAUCCUCCUCCUUUCCGGCCAGAGUUUAUGGAUCCCCAGAGGCCCGUGGUGCCGCAGCCCAUCGCCCCGCUUCACCCCUCCCUCUUCCCCCCAUACCCAUACAGAUACUGCCACCCUCUUCACUCGGGCCCCCCUCUGCAUUUCACCCUGUACCGACCCCACGAGCUCUCCAUGCCAAUCCCAGGACAGAGAUAUCUCCCUUUGGAUUUGUAUGGGCCGGCCCUCGGGCCAAAGGAUUAUGACUUGUACGUGCAUUCCCGGUCCAGUCUCGACAGCCUCAACACAUCUACACAAGAGGAGAGCAGACACGGGCAAAGUGGAGACAAGGAAACCAGGCAGAGCCCGAAAGAGGGCUGUUCGGCGUUGGGGUCCCCUGACAGACCCAGUCACGCACACGUCAUCCAGAAAGACACAGAAGCCCCGCACUACACUAACGAGAGCGACCCACAGGCCACCACGCAACCAGGACACACAGCUGCACCCGUUCAACCCGUCAUAACCGACAUGAGACUGGAGGAGUCUGCCAAAAGCUUGCUGCAGUUAAGAACUCUACAUGUGGACGGAGGAUCGGCCGAGAGCAACAGGUAUUCCUCUGAGCCAUGUCCUGAAACAACACCAGACCGAGAUGAUGAGAACAGCAGAAAAGAUUUGACCCCGCUGAACCUCUCGACGAGGAAGCAGGACAAAGAAAAGAGUCCAUUUGAGCACAGGCCGAGGUGCUCAGACACAGAGCUGCCUCUGAACCUCAGCCUGCGAGCUUCUUAUAGCGGCCCCGUGCACAGCACUGCCCCAAGCCUUUCAGAAGAUCUUCAGACGAGGCCGGACACCGAGCUGGGUGAAGAACCAUGUGACCAGAGGCAGACUGCGGCACUGGCACUCUGUCAGCUGGCCAUUGCAACCUCCUCUUCGUGUGACUUUAGCGCCGCAGACAGGCCCUCAGAGGAUUCCACAGACACUAGAAGUUCAGGCUCUCCGAAGAAGACCAGACACACAGCUAUGGCUAAGAAAACUGGUGUGAAACGAGCAAACAGUGGCCAGGCUGAUAGCAAGUGCCAUAAACCAAACAAGAGAGCAAAAGCACCAGGAUGGGCUCUGAGGAGGAGGAGGAGGAGGCCUCGCUGCUGCUAAACUCUGACUGUUGUAAUUAUUUGGUAUGAAGCACAGAGCAUCUCUAACCUUCAACCUAAACUUGAAAAGAUCAAUUUUAUUGAACAUAAUUAAUAAUUAAAAUGUCUACAGCACUGCCACAGGGUCAACUGUAAAAAAAUAAUUGUUAAAUUCAAAGACUAGAUUUGCAUAUUUUGUCUCGUUCUCACACCAAAUGUGAAAAGCAUUUUUUUUUAAUAUGGGACGUUGAUAUUGAAAUCUGUACAUUUUUGUAAGAUGUGGUUAAUGUAUUGUAAAUGUAAAUAUGUUGAAUAAAUAAAAUGACCAGAACUGACUUAAUUACACUCUUCCAUGUAUUUUAUGAUAACUAUCUCAAUGGGAAUGUGUGGUCACAUACCAUCUGUCAACCUGGAAGGCAGCAGCAGGCCUCUCCUACCCAGUUCUGCCAGAGCCAGGCAGCCUCCAUGCCAAGCAUUGUCUGUUUCCUGGAAGCUUGAAAAAGAACAUAUAUACACACACACACACACACUAGUGAAAUAUGCGGCUUCUUGAAAGAAAAAAAAAAAAGAAAAAUAAAUGAUAAAUGGCAUAACGUAGCUGAUGGAGAGAGCUAAAAUGCCCCAAGCAUGAACCUACCUGAAGCAGUCCAGCACUGAUCCAACCACCUCAUCUGCCAGCUCCUUGGGAAGCCUCCCAGUCACCCUUCCAAUGCUGAUGGGUUAAAUAAAACAGAUGGUUAUUGUAACACAUGGACCGAUUUUGACAUGAAGGAUACAAAAGACAAGCAGCAGUGAGGAGGACUUGUUAGGUGACCCAUGAACAGACAGUUACCCCUUUGCUGCAGACCAGCGCACAAUAGUUUCCUUAUCUUUCAGUCCUAACAGCAGAUGCUCUGUAAAAUAAAACCGCACAUUUAAAUUUCUGAGCAGCAGUAAUGCUGCACAAGCGACUUAAACAGGGUGGAGGGUGAAACUGACCAAUAACAGUCUCCACUUCCUCAGGAA
Molecule: messenger RNA, 7461 nt
Organism: Anarrhichthys ocellatus (wolf-eel)
Lineage: Eukaryota; Metazoa; Chordata; Actinopteri; Perciformes; Anarhichadidae
Gene: znf750
Product: zinc finger protein 750
Exons: 3
Coding region: 4673-6478 (601 amino acids)
Biological process (GO): epidermis development; positive regulation of transcription by RNA polymerase II
Cellular component (GO): nucleus
Molecular function (GO): RNA polymerase II cis-regulatory region sequence-specific DNA binding; DNA-binding transcription activator activity, RNA polymerase II-specific; promoter-specific chromatin binding
Source: RefSeq, a predicted model, not a curated record